CGUUGGUGUCGUCACUCACGGCAGAUCGCAUCCUCAUCUCUCGCCGACCGACGGGAUUUGGAUUUUACGCGUUUUCACCUCGCGAGUUUUGGCUUUGGUUCGGCAGCUUGCGCUACUGCCUUGCAAUGGUGAAAAGUGUGAUUUUUGUACGUGUGAGAGGGUUGAUUGAAAAUUCCAAGCUGCAUUUUUAACAACAGUAAGCAUUUUCCCGGUCUCGGUUGAUUGUGACUUUUAAAUAUCGGGUGUCGUAUUUAUCAAUACUAGUGUUCGUUGCGAAAAUUUCGAGUUAUUUUCGGUAAUGGGGAAGUGAAUUUCGGAUGGUGAGAAAAGUUACGACGGAGGAUUGACUCCCACCCUGCGGUUUGCGGUGCGUGUCAGUGAAAUGAAUGGAAAAAAGCUUGCCAGACGGAUGAGGCGAAAAGCAAACGGAAAAUUUUAACAAGUGGAACGGAGUAAUCGAUUUCAAAAAUAUCGUAUUUUAUUUUUGUGAUGAAGAAUUGAAGUUGAAACGUGCAAUUUGGUCUAAUCUGCGAAGUUGUGAGGAAGAAAAUUGGUGCUGCUGGUGAUUAUCGGAAAGAGAAUAUUAUUCGGAAAGAGAAAAAUUAUUCUGCGGUGGUGUCAGGAUAGUGUGUGUCGCAGAAAAUUUGCGGCGGCGGCUCCUCACACGGGUAAAGAAGAAAAUGAAAUAAAAGCCGAGUGCCGCCAUUUUAUUUCACACCACACACUCUUGAGAAGAUUCGCUCGCUCGGGUUGUCACAGCGGUGUACAGUGGCGACAGUAACUCAAAAGGUUGUCCGUCGUCGUCGUUGACUCGAAAAGCAUUAACGCAAGAAGAAGGAAAAAAUUGGGCAGGAGAUUUUCACUCGAGUGAAGUGCGGUAAAUUCGUGCUGUAAAAGUGGAUUUUUCCUGAGAAAAACCAUCGAUUGUGAAAAUUUACGGGGCCAAGUGUGCCCGUGAUAUGAAGUUUCCGGUUGGGAAGUGGAAUUUUAGGUGGAAAGUUUGAAAAUAAAUCCCGAGAAAAGUGUUGCUUGGUGGAUCGCUGACUUGCACAAAUCACGCACACAUUGACACGGAUCGGGAGAGUGAAAAGCGUUUUACUUUGUAAUCCAACACAUACACAUACACGAACAAACGCGUACGACAAGCAACUGCUUGCCGUUUUGACGGGACUGGCGCUGGUGCCGCGGUGCUGCGUUCGAAAACGGUACCAAAUUCGCUGCGCCUGGCCUAGGCAGGGGAUUGUACGUGGAUCGAAGCCGUGUCGGGAUCGUACGGCUGUGUGCGUGUGUAUGAGUGCCGCGCCGUAGGGUCAAGUGAAGCGCCUGUGUUCUUCACGAAGAGUGGCUUGUGUUGUGCUUAGGCCGUGUUAUUCUUCGCGGUUUUCAUGUGGAUUAUUCCCUCUAAAUCACAGAAUUCUGUGGAACACCAUUGACUUGUGAUGAUAGUCAGCUGAUUGCAUUCACCCUCGUGAGUCCUGAGACGGCAGAGUCCGGUCGGCAUGCAACAAGGAUUAGGAUCCAGUACUCCCAGUGCGGCAGCUGCAACUGUUCCAACAAUAUCGUCAGAUAAGAUGGAUGAACCCCCGCCACGUAUCGAACCGGUCGUGGAACCGGUGAACGGCAUCGUUCAACCUCCGGUAGUACCACCACCGGAACGACCCGGUCGACUAACCAACCAACUGCAUUUCCUACUUAAAACGGUAAUGAAGGCCGUCUGGAAGCACCAAUUUUCCUGGCCCUUCCAGCAGCCGGUCGAUGCGAAAAAGCUGAACCUUCCCGAUUACCACAAAAUUAUCAAACAACCGAUGGAUCUGGGAACCAUCAAGAAGCGGUUAGAGAACAACUAUUACUGGACGAGCAAAGAGUCGAUCCAGGACUUUAAUAUCAUGUUCUCUAAUUGUUAUGUAUAUAAUAAGCCUGGUGAAGAUGUUGUCGUUAUGGCACAGGCGUUGGAAAAACUGUUUCUAACCAAGGUGUCCCUAAUGCCUAAGGAGGAAGUGGAAAUGGAAGUUCCGGCAACGAAGGGUGCGAAGAAAAAGCCCGCUCCCCGACAACUUGCUCCUCCCGGAACUCUAGUCGGAAAUGUGCCGGCUGCUCCGGCGGCUGUUGUGCCACCCCCAGCGGCAGCCACUGCUGCAGCGGCAACGGUCACGGCGCGAGCGCGGCCUAGCUCUGCUCUUGGUAGUGCCGUUACUUCAAGCGUUCCACCAACCAAUGCAACCGCCCCGGCAGCGGCCGUAGUGCCAACUGUUCCACCAAUUGGUACCCUACCUCCACAAACCGUGCCCGGUAGCACAAAUACGACAACUACGGCAACACCGACUACCGUCACUCCAGCAGCGCACAAUGUCCUAGCAACACCGGUAACGCCCGUGACAACGAAACCGGCUCCUCCGACCACUUCGCCCUACAUUGUGAAUAGUUCACAGUCCGGAAUUGAAACGGUCUUACCUCCGCAACAACCUGCUAAAGUCAAAAAGGGUGUUAAGAGAAAGGCCGAUACAACGACGCCGACUGCAACAGCGUACGAUCCACACUAUGGCCCAAAUCUGGACAUGAGCAAUCCCAAGAUCGCUACCCGGAGGGAGUCAGGACGACAGGAAAUCCCACCAUUCCCUGCAUCUUCGUAUCCAAUUUCGCCAUAUCAGGGCUCGGGCGCUGCUCAGAAUCCACCGAAGAACAAAGAGAAGCUUUCGGAUGCGCUCAAAUCGUGCAAUGAAAUUCUGAAAGAGCUGUUUUCCAAGAAGCACUCUGGUUACGCGUGGCCGUUCUACAAACCGGUGGACGCGGAACUGCUCGGUCUGCAUGACUAUCAUGAUAUUAUCAAGAAGCCAAUGGAUCUGGGCACGGUGAAGCGAAAAAUGGAUAAUAGGGAAUACAAGUCGGCGAACGAAUUUGCUGCCGAUGUUAGGCUUAUAUUUACCAAUUGCUACAAGUAUAACCCUCCAGAUCACGAUGUCGUCGCUAUGGGUCGCAAACUGCAGGAUGUGUUUGAGAUGCGCUUGGCAAAUAUACCGGAUGAGCCGGUAAACAACAUUACGCCUAAUCAAAGUAAGGAGACGGACUCUUCGUCGUCCAGUGAGUCGAAUGCAAGUGAAGACGAUUCGGACUCUGACGAGGAGUGUAAUCAGAAAUUGAAAAUGCUGGAAAAGCAACUGUUUGAAAUGCAGGAACGCAUGCGAAAGCUCGCUGAGGAAGCAUUGAUGAAGAAGAAAGCCAAGAAAAAGAUGAAAGAAAAGAAGAAACAAAUGGCAUCGGGAGGUGCCGGCGAAGUUAAACAAGGAAUGGAAGUGCACGCCAACCCCCCACAUCCUGCUGCUACUAAAGCAGUGCAUCAAGUCACAGGUAUCACAGCCCCACAAAUUACCAGUGCCGUGGCAACUCCCGCAAUUCCUCCGGCCGUUACUACCAAAACGAAGACGAAAGGCCAACGGGCACCCAAAGCUGGAGCCACUCCUAGUGCACCUGCCAAGCGAGCUAAGGGAGCGGGCGCAGCGGGAACCGGUGCAACGCGGGGUCCCAACAAGAAAAAGGGUUCGCAAAAUGUUCAACAUUUUGACUCGGAGGAAGAGGACACUGCGAAGCCCAUGUCUUACGACGAGAAAAGACAAUUAUCGCUCGAUAUAAACAAAUUACCAGGUGACAAACUCGGCCGUGUUGUACAUAUUAUCCAAAGCCGGGAACCGUCGCUGCGUGAUUCCAAUCCGGAUGAAAUCGAAAUCGACUUCGAGACUCUCAAGCCAUCAACGUUGCGAGAACUGGAAAACUACGUCGCUUCCUGUUUACGCAAGAAAACCCGUAAGCCUUACUAUAAAAAAGUGUCCGGUAAAUCGAAAGACGAACAAAUGGCAGAGAAAAAGCAAGAGCUUGAGAAAAGGCUGCAGGAUGUUACCGGCCAGCUGGGAACAGCAAAGAAAAAUGCAAAGAAGGCGGACGAGGCUGCGAAGCAGGACGUAGCACCGUCGGGUGGAAACAUUUCAUCCAGCAGCAGUUCCAGCGACUCGUCAUCGUCCAGUUCCAGCGAUUCCAGUUCUAGUGAUUCCAGCGACAGUGAAGCAGAAUCUGGUCGUCCACCAAAGAAAAAGAAGAAAGAUUCGACUUCACCACUGCAAGUUCCAUCAAUCAAUCUGACAAUACCUGCAACAACUUCAACCAAUACCGCGACUACCACAGCACAGAACAUUGCAGUGUCGUCGGUGCCAUCCACCGUUCCUAAUAGUAACUCUUCCCUUUCUAACACUGCGUCGACUACAUCUACAUCUGCAUCCGCAACUGCACCCCAAGUGGCGUCCCAAACCCCAUCAACUCCAUCCGUAGUUCCUCCACCGAUAGCGGCAGCUUCAACUACAACGAUACCGCCUGGUCCCACUACGCCAAAUAUUCCGAAUGCGAAUCCAACCCCGACGUCCACUCCGACUGCCGCCACCGCCUCCCAAGCACAAACAAUUUCAACCGCCCCAGCAGCACAAUCCACCCCCAUAUUACCGCAGCAAACAUCUCAGCCGACAUCCCAGUCGUCAGGCCUAUUACCAUCAUCAUCGGCAUUACUCGACAGUAGUGGUGUUGUGAAUAACAGUCUAAGUAGCAACAGUAGCAACUGCAAUAACAAUAAUAAUACUAAUAACAGCAACCAAGUUCCAUUGCCAACACCGUCACCAAAUACGACAACAUUGUUACCUUCCAAUUUGUUGUCCACUAGCAGUAAUAGUAUGAAUAACAUCAACAAUGUUACACAGCAACCGCCACAACAGCCCAACCAACAACAACAACAACAAUCUCAAUCCCAACAACUGGGACAGCCUAGUAAUAAUGGUUUAUCGUCCAGUAAUACCAACGGUAUGAGCAAUGCGCUUAACAUACCUACUUCGCAGAUAUCCGCUGGUCUGGCGGCAAUCAACAGCCUAGCAAACAUGGCCACGGCCGGCAUGCAGCAACAUAUGUCCCUGUCGCAGCCCCUGACGAAUCAACAGCCGAUGGGAAAACAAUCGGCAAAUCAAUCAACAGGAGGCCUAGUGCCCCUACAGUUGCCAACGGGACGCGUUGCGUCCGCCAAUAACCCUCAGGUGCAUGGAAUGGCCAGUUUUAUGGACCCACUGGAGCACUCGUUGGCUUCGUUCGAAAAGAACGAUGCGACGGCACUGAGUCUGACCCUACUGAAUGACCUUAAACACGAAUUCUCUGCUAGCAAUCUGCAGGCCCAUGCGAAUCUAAUGCCAUCGCUCGAUAUGAUGACACAUUUGCAGAACCAGAUGGUGCACUCAAACAAUGGCUUCAACAAUGACUUCAACGGCAAUGGACCACUGAACGGAAUGGGCAGCCUCGCAACCAGUGUCGGAAUGAGCCAAAUGUUGAUGAACUCUAUGGCCAACACCAACCCGAUGCUAAGCAACGUAGGGAUGUCGUUAUUCGAUCCACUUCAGAACUUUAUGCGACCGUCCAGUUACCAGAACAAUCCAAAUUUGAACGAUCGCACCAUUGAUCUGACAGGUGGAAGCUCCAGCAGUGCUGCGGUCGUUUCCAAAAAGGAAGAAGGCAAAUUCAUGCUUACUCCAAAGCCAAUCGAAGACCUGCUGAUGAACCCCAACGAGAAGAAAAUGGGCGGUACACCACCGGACAUGAAGGGCUCCCAUCCGCAUGCGUUCAAGCAAUCCGCGCACGAUCAGAGUAUGAAAAGUGCCUGGUCCCAGCUGGCGUCGGCCGGUUCACCGCAGAGCACUCCCACCUCAGCAGCAGCCAAGCCGAAACCAGCAAUGGACACGUUCCAGGCGUUCCGGAACAAAGCGAAAGAAAAGCUGGACCGGCAAAAGUUUCUGCAGCAGCAGGAGCUGAAACGAUCGCAGAAGGAACAAGCCGAAAAGGAACUCAAACGGCAGCAGGAGCAACAACAGAAAGUCAAACAGGAGGACAUCAACAAUGGACGGAAAGUGGCACCAGAACCCAUACCCACUCGGGUAGUCGAAGAAAUCAAAGCGUCUCCCCAGGGAAGCCCUUCGCCGGCAACACCUACUACGCCGCACACCCUGGACCGGUCAGCGGCCAAAAGGGCUGAACUUCGGAAACAGGAGCAGGAACGUCGCCGACGGGAAGCGAUGGCCGGGCAGAUCGAUAUGAACAUGCAAAGCGAUUUGAUGGCUGCGUUCGAAGAGUCUCUGUAAGGAUGGUCACACGUGUGGCAUUGGACUUUUUUCAUUUAAGAGACAGACUAUCGGAAGGUUUUGGCACCUUGCCAAAAUACCGACAGCAAACCACCGAGAAAAAAACACACACACACACACACACUGUACUGUACGCUAGAGGAGUUGAAAAGUGGUUGCUUUUAUUUUUAAAACAAUUGUGUUUCACGCUAGUUUAGAAUGGAACUAGUGAAAAUUCCCGCCACCAAAUGUGGGAGGAAAUGCAGCAGAUCAUUGAGACAUUGAGAUCGUAAAUAGUAUGCUACUAAGUUAGUGACAUUAUAAUUUGUGAUAUAACGUAAAAAUAUUAAAAAUAUAUAUAUUUAAAAUCGAGCAUAAGAACGUAAAGUGUAACUUUCAAGAGUUAUAAGAAAGCCUCAGCACGCCUCUUCUUAUGCUAAUGAGCGAGCGGCUUUAGCGUGUAAGAGAUGACAACGAUUGCGCAGACGAAACAACUGAAGAACGGUUUGCGAGACUCAACAACGGCAGUGGUAGGGAUAUUUUUUUUUUAAUUUUUUGAACAUCAUUGUUAGUUCGACGUUGAUAUGUUAGUUAUAAGCAAUUCGCUAAAUAGCCAAAAAACGCAAAUAUAAAUGAUAUUCAAAACCAAACGUAGACAGACUGCUGCAGUUUACGUUUUUGUGGCCGUUGAACUGGUGUAUACGUUUUUCGGCGAAGCAAACCGGUGAUUAUUGAGUUGAAAAGUUUAGGAAAAUUUCUCUAAAUUCCCCGUUGCUUCGUCUCAUAUUUGUUCGACUGUAGACCGAGUACGAUUGAUUGGAUGGCAAUUUUAGAAAUAUACGAUCCCAACAAUA
This is a messenger RNA of Aedes albopictus (Asian tiger mosquito), 6988 nucleotides long. Its product is annotated as homeotic protein female sterile. Gene Ontology annotation, biological process: chromatin remodeling; regulation of DNA-templated transcription. Gene Ontology annotation, cellular component: nucleus; chromatin. The record is from RefSeq and is a predicted model, not a curated record. The coding region runs from base 1500 to 6155 and encodes 1551 amino acids. The transcript has 13 exons. Lineage: Eukaryota; Metazoa; Arthropoda; Insecta; Diptera; Culicidae.